Phoenix dactylifera (date palm) is the source of this 2057-nucleotide messenger RNA. The record is from RefSeq and is a predicted model, not a curated record. NCBI's taxonomy places the organism in Eukaryota, Viridiplantae, Streptophyta, Magnoliopsida, Arecales, Arecaceae.
CAAGACCGGGAUUACAGGAGACCUAACCAAAUUAAACAAUCAACUCGUAAGAUAUUCGGCCGCCAGCUUAUGGCUUGUUUAAGAAGAAAUUAAGCCUUUAAAUCCUUCACUCCUUCUACUCGCAUUCCCUCGCCAGUUACUAGCUAAGGAACUCUUAGACCUUCUUUCAUCUAGCUAUUUGCACCAACCACCACCACAGCCAUGUCCAUAGCCGAGUACUUCAAGCUUUGCUGCCACUGCUUGUUCAAUAAUUUCCUUGCUAUUUCACUCGUGUCUAGUCUUAUGGCCGCCCUCAUCGAGGUGCUUGGUCUUGGUCCUGACGAGGUUCAAAAGCUCUGGACUUCAUUCCAGGCCUUUGAUGCCUUCUAUCUUCUCUUCUUCUGGCUUGCCUUCAUCGUCUUGGCUACCGUAUACUUCAUGUCAAGGCCCCGCCCCAUAUAUCUCGUAGACUUCGCAUGCUACAAGCCACCGGCAUCAUGCCGGUUCCCCUUCUCCAAGUUCAUGAAUCACUCGACGAAGAACGAGGUCUUCGAGCCCUCGAGCAUCGAGUUCCAACGCAAGAUCCUCGAGCGGUCGGGUCUCGGCGAAGAUACCUCCCUCCCCCCAGCCCACCAUGUCAUCCCCUUUACCCCCACCAUGGCCAAGUCGAGGGAGGAGUCCGAGCUGGUCCUCUUCUCCGUCGUCGAUUCGCUCUUCCGGAAGACCAAGGUCAAGCCCAGAGAUAUUGACAUACUCGUCGUGAACUGCAGCCUCUUCUCGCCGACCCCCUCCCUCUCGGCGAUGAUCGUGAACAAGUACAAGAUGCGAGGCAACAUCCGGAGCUUCAACCUCUCCGGCAUGGGAUGCAGCGCGGGGAUCAUCUCGAUCGAUCUUGCACGCGACGAGCUGCUGGUACACGCCAACUCCAACGCGCUCGUCGUGACGACGGAGAUCAUCACCGAGCAAUGGUACACCGGGAACCGGCGGUCGAUGCUGUUGGCCAACUGCCUCUUCCGCAUGGGCGGCGCGGCCGUGCUUCUCUCCAACAAGCGCCAGGAGAAACGGAAGGCAAAGUAUGAGCUCCUCCACGUGGUGCGCACGCACCAUGGAGCCGACGACCGGGCAUACCGGUGCGUCUACCAGGAGGAGGACGCCGAGAAGAAGAUCGGGGUGUCGCUGUCCAGGGAUCUCACGGCGAUCGCCGGGGCCGCAUUGAAGGCCAACAUCGCGGCGCUCGGUCCGCUCGUGCUGCCGCUCUCCGAACAGGUUCUGUUCUUCCUUAACACGCUCGGGCGGCGGUUCGCCAACCCGAAGUGGCGGCCGUACGUGCCGGACUUCAGGAAGGCCUUCGAUCACUUCUGCAUACAUGCUGGGGGGAAGGCGGUGAUCCUGGACAUGGGGACGAAACUCAGGCUGAGCGAGGAGCAGACGGAGGCGUCGAGGAUGACGCUGCACCGAUUCGGGAACACCUCGUCGAGCUCGCCGUGGUACGAGCUCGGCUACGUGGAGGCGAAGGGGAGGAUGAGGAAAGGAGACAGGGUGUGGCAGAUCGGGCUGGGGAGUGGGUUCAAGUGCAACAGCGCUGUUUGGCGCUGCCGCCGGUCGGUGGGGAGGGAGGAGGAGGAGGCGUGGGCCGACUGCAUCGACCAAUACCCGGUGCAAGUGGCGGAGAGGGACCUGCAACACUAGAAAUUUACCUCCGCCCUGCCCUCUACAAUAAGGUUUGGAUUAGAUUUAAUUAUGGAAUGGAGUGGAUUGUGGUGUGGUUGGUGAAUGAUGAUGCGGUGUGGGGUAGGGAGAGGCUUCGAUUGCAAUGAUUUCGUCCAAUAAAUAGUAGAAGUUGUGAUGCAAGUUAUUUCGAUAUACCUUUCUUAUUGCAUGCAUGGUAGUAUCGUACUUCAUUUGUUUAAGUUACGUAAUACUUGGAGUAGUUUAAUUCAUACAGGUUCUAGAAGAAAUUAAGGAAUUCCAAAGGGUGUAUGUGACUUCACUGCCAUAUGAAUGAUCAAUCUGUAUGAAAUAAAUUAUACUAAAGACAUUGCCACUUUAAUGCAAAAUGUGCUUCUAUUUUGACUGUC